This is a messenger RNA of Phaedon cochleariae (mustard beetle), 4833 nucleotides long. NCBI's taxonomy places the organism in Eukaryota, Metazoa, Arthropoda, Insecta, Coleoptera, Chrysomelidae. The record is from the annotation of a GenBank genome assembly.
UCAGCAUGUCCCGUACGAGGAAGGGCGGCGGCCGCUCCGGCGACGGGCCUACCGCUAACCCCCCGCGGCCCAGCGUCGGGGACCUGCUGGCGGCCCGUCCCACGGGCCUGGCCGAGCCCGAAUCGUGGGCCGUCCUCUGUCAGGCGGUGCAGGCCCUGCAGGACCUCUUCCUUGCCGAUGGCGCUUCCAACAACUGUUGCAUCCCUCUCGUGACACCCUCGACCCUUAUGCUGUCAUCCAGAGGGCGGGUGAAAUUGUGCCCGAGUCGGGUAGUACCCAGUGGCGGCACGGCCCCACAUUUAGUAGGGUACUUGGCCCCCGAGUACCGACGGAACAGGCAAUUUACUGACACCGAGAUGGAGAAGAUGUGGAUAUAUGCCUUGGGUGAAACUUUGAAAAGAGCGACUCUGACAAGUCAUGUGGCCACCUCGCGGCUAAGCAGAGAACUAUGCCACGUCCUGACAGAUAUGACGCGUCCCCAGGCGUCUUCCAGGGCUUCCUUGAUGCAUCUUUUAGACGUGAUAUCUGAGUAUUGCACAAAACGACAGCAAAACAGGCCCUUCUCUCACAUCGUCAUGGAUCUCCACCAGGAAGCCAUGGCAGCUUUGGAGGUGGCUUUGGAGUCACCUUGGAUGGGGCCGCCUGCAAUGCCAGAGCUGAGGCCCAUUGCAAAAAUCAGGUCCGAUUUGACAUCGAAUACUUAUGGUACCAUUCCCCGAAGAUGGCUCGGCCUGAUCCGAAACGUUAGCCACAACUUGCCCAGACUGACUAGAGAGGCCAGCACCAGCAUGGAAGACAUCAGUGUGGACGAGAACUUUUCGAACGCCCCCGGUAGAGUAGUGCGCCCCAAAUCGAUGUGCGUGCCUGAUCGCGGUUACUACGAGAGAAUCGACGAUUUCGAACCUUUUUUUAUCGAAAACCGAAGACUUCGUAGUGAGAACAAUGUGCCGAAAUGUGAUAGUGACUUUUUGAAAAAUCAGAGGGCCAUGGAACGUAAUGAUGAGGCAUCUAAGGAGGUCAAAAUAGGGACCAGCGAUGAUGUGUUCAAUAACCGAAGACUGAGAGUACGUCAAAACCCUGUACAGAGGGUGGCGUCCAGACUUUGUCGCGUCGGAUCGGAACCGACGAGAUCCCACAAAUAUGGCAACGCUGCAAGGGAACGCGUAGGGCCGGAGUUCGUCCACAGGUCGACGCAGCCCAGCAGGCAGCUCAUCAUGGCCGAUUUGAAGGGUAGCAGCAGGAAAAGCGUCACCGUGGUCAUGCUGAACGGACAAAAGUUGGACGUGAUCUGCAAUCCGAUCUCCACUACUGCCGGCCAACUGUUCGAGCUGAUCAUCCAGAAGGAGCACAUCGAAGAAAACUUCAUGUUGGGCCUGUUCGCCCUCAUAGCCGGCGACUUCGUCUUCCUGCCCUCCGACACCCGGAUCUGCAAGGUCCCGACCCUCACCCUCUUCGCGAGGGUGCGCUUCUUCCUGCCGUCGCUGCGCGGCCUGCGGGGCCGCGCAGCCAGGCACCUGCUCUACCUGCAGCUGCGCAGGUCCAUCUUGGAGCACCAGCUGCCCUGCUCCUUCCGCCAGAUCGUCGAGCUGAACGGGCUGGCGUUGCAGGCGGAGUUCGGGGAUUAUGAGGAGAGGGAAUACGGGAAUAGAAAUUAUUUUUUAAUCGAACACUACAUCCCGGAAACCAUGUCAGUCGUCAUAGAGGACUCCGAACGUUUGAGAAAAGAAUUGGUCAAAACUCACAUGUCGAAAAGGGGGCUCGAUUCCGAAAAAGCGGAAGAGGAUUUCAUAACGUAUGCUCAAUCGUUGCCCCAUUAUGGAGGACAUUUCUAUACAGCAACUUGGAUUUUGAAAAAUAACGAUCCGAAAGACGUCUGGCUUUACAUCAGUGCCCAAGGUAUGAACUUGUACGAGAGAGGCCAACAGACCAGCAAUGCUGGACCCCAGCUAUACGAAACCUUUGAAUGGAGACAUAUACAGACACUCUGCUACAGCAAACAAUAUUUGUGUAUUCUGCCACACAAAAAUUUCGAGUCCGAGUCCAAAUUGAAGAAAUACAAGCUGAAAAUGGACCAAAAAAAAAGUUACUUCACCUUCCGUCUGGCCUCGCUGCACCACCAGUUCUUCCUGCGCCUGCGCACCGAGUACAUCUCACCGCAGACGCUUUCCCACCAGUUUGGCAUCCCUUUGAAGGACAUCAAGAACGAGGCAAACUCGCUGUGCAAGCUGGAGUCCAUGGCCAACCCGAUCUACCUGUCGGACUGCGGCGGCGGUGGCGACGAAACGGAGUUCAAGAUCGAGUUCAGGAGUUCAUCGAGGAGCGGCAACGGAGUGACAGAGAGUUCGGUGAGGCGGUCGAGGAGCGUGCACGGUUUCCAGGAUCUGGAUGGAAGCGUGGACGAGGCGUUCCAGAAUAAGGAGAACGAAAAUCCAGGCAGGAGGAAGAAAGCGGGGUUGGUGUUGGACAGCAGGUAUCUGUCGGGGCUGCCUUCGGUGGGGAGGCGAGGUGUAAAAAUGGGUACCAGAGCUUUCACGAAUGUCAAAUCUGGUGUGUCUAGAUCUAUGGAGGCAAUGAAUGGCUUGAACAAUGACUAUUUGGAGGAGAUGUCGCUCAGAUCCGUUGAGUUGCCCUGGAGUUCUACUUCGGUAUCUAAAUCACCAACAGGAGAGAGUACACCAAAUGAAGCAUAUAUUUUGGAUUCAACCGUCAAAGCAACUCCCCAGCCCUUCCUCCCCGACUUCCAAGAAACCCUCAGCGAAUCCCUCACCGAGAAGCUCAACAACCUCUCCUUCGCCGAGGAACGCGUCCUCUCCUCGCUCACCCUCACCAGAGACCUUAACGGCAGCCUCGGCCUCCAAAUCACCCAGGGCUCCGACGGCAACGUCUACGUCCAAUCGAUCAUCCAAGGCAGCCCUGCCUUCUACAAGGGCAACGUCCAAAGGGCCGACCAGAUAGUCGCCGUGGACGGCCAGUCCCUCCUCGGCAUGAAGUACGAGCGGGCUCUGGAAGUUCUGAAGGGCACUGGCCCCAGGGUGGAGCUCGUGGUGGCCAGGGCGAUGUCCAAGAAGAGCAACGUGACCUUCUUGGCGAGCGAACGCGGCAGCCCAGUGGAGAAGCACCUGACCGAGAGCUGCAGGGACGCUUUGGGCAAGCAUCAAGCCGAGGUGCCCUACCACAAGCAUAUCCGGUACGAGAUCGAGGCGCCCAAGGAGAGCUUCGCCUUCAAGAAACCCUUCAGCCCCAAGCCCAACGUCUUGGACAGAUCCGUGUCGAAGUCGUGCAGCCACUUGUAUUGCAAGGCUCGCGUGGUGGAGAUGAUUCCCAAACCGAAUGUGGACUUGUCGAGCUUUCGGUCUUUGGACAGGCAGUUGGGGAAGAGCGUUAAGGUCGUGGCGAUGCCCCGCAGCUUGGGGUUGAGCAGGAAGUGGAAGGGGCCUGUCAGGUAUCCGGUGACGCCGGUGAAGAAGACCGGGGAUUUCGAGGAGGGCAGUUGUGCUUCCACGUCGGACGAAGAGCAAGUUUUCAUAUGACGAGGUGUCCGUGGGGGGUGUCAAAGAGAGACAAAGCGACUCACUUGGACACCUCUAAAAGCCCCUUGCAGCCCUGUGGAUAAUUAGCUGCAAGGACCACAAAUCAGAGGUUACUCACUUCUAGCAGAAGAACGAGAAGUCACGUGACUUAUUCCUUGAACUCCUCUAGAAAUACUUGACUGAGCUGCAAGGAACUUAAAGCUGAGAUUCCUUAAUUCGAGCAUAUCCAGUACUAGAUCGUGAAGAAAGGAAAGCAACUAAACUUUCUUGGACAACUCCAGAAUCCCCAGCGAUGGUUGCCACCCUGUGGGAAAGGACUCGCUUGACUGAGGACUGCAAGAAACAUAAAGCCGAGAUUACUCACUUCUAGCAGAAGAAAGAGAAGUCACGUGACUUAUUCCUUGAACUCCUCUGAAAGCCAAAUCGAGAGUUGCAGCCCUGAGGAGAAAUACUUGACAGAGCUGCAAGGAACUUAAAGCUGAGAUUCCUCAAUUCAAGCAUUUCCAGUACUAGAUCGUGAAGGAAGGAAAGCAACUAAAUUUUCUUGGACAACUCCAGAAUCCCCAGCGAUGGUUGCCACCCUGUGGGAAAGAACUUGACUGAGGACUGCAAGGACACAAAGCCGAGGUUACUCACUUUGAGCAGAAGAGAGCGAAUUCACGUGACUUAAACUCCUCUGAACGCCAUUAUCGAGCGUUGCAGGCCUGAGAAGAAGGACUCCACAGAUCUGCAAGGAAAUCCAAGCUGAGAUUCCUCACCUCGAGCAUAUCCAGUAUAAGAUCGAAACAUGACUUAUUUUGCAACACAUAAAGCCUCAGCGACGAUUGCAGCUCUGUGGGAAAUCACUUCAUUGGAAGCAGUGGAAACUUCAAGGAACACUAAGGGCUGUUGUUCCUCACCUCGACCACAUUUUAGUAUGAGAAUGAAUUGAGAGAGAAGCAAUCUGCUGGAUGCCCUAGUGAGUGUUGCAGUCCUGUAUAAAAAGAUUUGAUUGAGAGAGUACAAGAUCGAUAAUAAGGAGAAAUGAGGAACUUUCUAGCAUACCUUCAAAAGAUCCCGACUAUUGAAAAGGAUUGAAAGAGUCCAGGAAUUGUCUUGUAAACUGUUGCUUGCAAAACCGAAAGUUUUGAAAAUAACAUGAAUUUUUCUUGAUUUUCUGUGAUUUUUCAAUAUGUGUUAUAUAAGGACAAAUCAGAUGAUUUGCCUCCAACAUGUCAUUGCAUUUGAUAAUUUCAACAUCACAAAACCUAAGAGAAAAAUUGAAUCCAUAUAGUCAAUGUCACCUUGUUUUGAAAAAUGUUUA